GAAAAAAAGGAAAAACAUACAAUUUUGCUGAAAAAUUGCUAAUAUUUUUAUUGAAUUCAUUUAAUCAUUUUUACAAGCUUACGUUUACGUCUUUAUAAGCAAACAAACAAGACAUAAAAGUAAAUGACAGAGAAAAACGCAUUACAACGAAUCAAAAUAUAAAAAAAAAAAAGAAAAACAAAAAAAAAAAUUGCGCGUUUUUUUUUUUUCGGUCUUUUAAAUAAUAAAUCGCCCAAUUUUAACAUAUCGGCAGAUUUUUGUUUACCAACACCAAUAAUAACAUUGUCAGGGACAACUUUACUUCGAUAAACGAAAAUCCUGCUGGAAGCUCUUCUCUGUUAACGCUUUUUUUUUUUUUUUUUUUUUUAUUAAUAAAUCGAGGCAUAAGACUCAGAUAAGGACACAAGCAGAAUGUCCUGGAGAUAUGCGCUUGCCAAUGAUAGAUAUACGAGCAGCAUUGGUGACAGAUACAGUUCAUUAUAUUAUCAGUCGCCCAGUCGUCUGGAAUCAUCAUCAAGCGAACAGACCACAGGACGCCAGCUGCAGCGUGUCUUGCAUUAUUCAAUGACACCCUGUCGGUCCUUGCAAGGACUGAGAAGGUCAGACUGUGUUCUACACGAUGUUGACUGUGAUGAAGUGUAUCCCGGCAUCUAUAUUGGUGAUGCGGCGGCUGCCAAAAACAAAACAUACCUGCGUAUGAUGGGCAUUACUCAUGUUCUAAAUGCGGCAGAGGGUUGUCGUUACGGUCAAGUAGAUACUGGUCAUAGCUAUUAUCGAGAUAUGCCUAGCAUAAGAAGAAACAACAAAGACACUUAUUUCAGAUAUAUGGGCUUUCCAAUGGUUGAUGCUCCUACAACCGAUAUCUCACGAUAUUUCCACGUAGCGGCCAAAUUCAUCGAUGACGCUAUCAGCUGUGGAGGUAAAAUUCUCGUCCACUGUUUGGUUGGUAUGUCAAGAUCGGCUACAUGUGUUUUGGCCUAUUUGAUGAUCUGUCGUAAGAUGUCGGCUGUGGAUGCGAUACGUAAAGUGCGCUUGCGUCGCGAUAUACGUCCCAACGAUGGUUUCUUACAGCAAUUGGCCGAUUUGGAUAUGGAACUUAAACGUAAAAACCUAUAUCCUUACUAAUAUAAAGCGAUACCAAAGUAUAUGUACAUAAAUAAGAACAUAUAUACAAGCAAACACACACAUACAUACAUAUAUAUACACACAUAGACACUAACCAUUGCAUAAGUUAAAAUAAUUUCUUAACAAAAAUAUAUAUCAACAUGUAUACAUGCUGAAAAUGAACCAAGAAUCGUUUCUUUAAUAAAUUAUAGUACUAAAAAAUACUUAUAACAAAUAUUUAAAUUUUUUCUGUUGAUAUUUUUUUAAAACACACAUCACACUCACAGAUCUCAGUUUCUAAACGAGAGAAAAAAAUUGUUUAGUGGUUUGUAAAAUAAAAAAAAAAAAAAAAACAAAACAAAAAUAAAAAAAGAUAAAAUUAAAAGAUAUAAAAAUCAUGUGUAAUAAAGUCUCUGAUGAUAUGUUCUUAAAAGUUUUUUAAACAGACUCGUUCACGUACAUGGGCAUUUAUGUAUGUGUAGUUAAUUUCUUAACUAAGCUAAUCGUAAUAAGCAAACGAUUCGGACGAAGAUGAUGCAUAAUAAUCAAGUUAGAGUAGCGUUUAGACGACUGUGUUAUAUGCUAAUGUUUGUAUGUUUGGCGACUGCAUUGUCUACGUAAAUGUGAUUGCUAUAUAUAUAUAUAUAUA
Glossina fuscipes is the source of this 1753-nucleotide messenger RNA. Its product is annotated as dual specificity protein phosphatase 13. Gene Ontology annotation, molecular function: protein tyrosine/serine/threonine phosphatase activity; MAP kinase phosphatase activity. Lineage: Eukaryota; Metazoa; Arthropoda; Insecta; Diptera; Glossinidae. The coding region runs from base 412 to 1125 and encodes 237 amino acids. Gene Ontology annotation, cellular component: cytoplasm. Gene Ontology annotation, biological process: negative regulation of MAPK cascade; protein dephosphorylation. The record is from RefSeq and is a predicted model, not a curated record. The transcript is spliced from 6 exons.